AUGCCGAUACUUUCAGCUGAUGGGGAGAAAGUGACUUUAAAAAGCAGUUUCAAAGUAUCAAAAAGUAUUGAAGUAAUUUAUACGGGCGGUAAGGUUGCCGUAUCUCCUGAUGAAUCAUUGUUAAUUACCACGAAUGGCGAGGAUAUUGAGGUUACAAAGUUUGAGCAGAGAGAACGAAUUUUUCAAUUGAAAGGGGAUACCGAAAUAAUCACUACUUUCUCAGUAACACCUGAUGGUGAAUAUCUAAUAAGUGCAAGUCGAAGCUUAGCAAUAAAAAUAUGGAAUCUUAAAACUGGAAAAAUUGUUCGUUCCUUCAAGGCACAUGAAGCACCAAUAAUAAUGAUGGAUGUUGACAUAACAUCGACCUUAGUCGCUACCGGAUCCGCAGAUAGCACCGUAAAAGUAUGGGACAUUGCGCACGGUUAUUGUACACACAAUUUUCGUGGACAUGGUGGAGUUAUUAGUGCAUUGAAGUUUCAUCCGGAUAUAGUGAAUAGGAAGAUGUUGGUUUCUGGUGCUGAUGAUUGUAAAAUUCGUGUUUGGAAUUUGGCGGAACGAAAUUGUAUCGCAGUGUUGGAGAGUCAUGUUAGUAUGAUUCGCGGAUUGGAUUUCUCGCAUGAUGGUAAUUUUCUUGUUAGUGGAUCACGCGAUAAAGUAGUUAUUGUGUGGGAUUUGGAUAGGAAGAGUGUCGUAAAUACUUUUCCUAUUUAUGAGACUAUUGAAACAGUCGGCGUAUUAGAGAAAGGCGUGUAUCCUGAUGAAGAAAAAAAAGAGAAAAGAGAAUUGUUUUAUACAGGAGGAGAUAAAGGAAUCAUAAGGUUAUGGGAUUUAAAAACGGGAAAAUUGGUUAAAUCGCAAGAACCCGAAUCAAAUACAUCUCAGAGUAUUUCCGAUAUUAUAUAUUUUCGAAAAAGUGGAUUCCUUGCAGCAGUCACCCACGAUCAAAACAUACUAAUCUACAAACUACGUGGUAGCGGACUAAAGAGAAUUAAACAAAUUGUCGGAUACAACGAUGAAAUAAUUGAUCUCACAUACGUGGGAAAAGACGAAUCGUUACUUGCCAUUGCGACAAACACUGAACAAAUUCGCGUGUACGAUGUUGAGACACUUUAUUGUGAUAUUAUUUAUGGACAUGAUGAUAUUGUGUUUUGUCUAGAUAAAUCGUAUGAUGGAAGAUUUUUUGUGUCUGGGUCAAAGGAUAAUACCGCUAAAGUGUGGGCAAUUGAUUUUUAUGAUGGAGGAGAAGAAGAAAAAGAAGACAGUGAAAACAGAUUCAAAUGUGUAGGUGUAUGUGUUGGUCAUACUGAAGCUAUUGGGUCGGUUGCCAUGUCGAAAAAGUCUUUAAAAUUUUGUAUCACGGGAAGUCGUGACCGUACUGUUAAAUGUUGGGAUAUAUCGUUGCUUGAGAAUAAAGUUUUCAAAUCACUUGCCGAGAAUACCAAAUUAAAAGCACUUUUCACACAUCAAGCACAUGAUAAAGAUAUAAACGCAAUUUCAAUAUCACACAACGACAAACUAUUUGCCAGUGCCUCACAAGAUAAAACAGCCAAAGUUUGGUCUGUACAGGAUGGAUCACUCGUUGGAACUUGCAAUGGUCAUAGACGUGGUGUUUGGUCAGUGCAGUUCUCGCCAGUUGAUUAUCGAUUACUGGUUACGAGUUCAGGAGAUAAGUCUAUAAAACUUUGGUCUUUGUCGGAUUUCUCAUGUUUAAAGACAUUUGAAGGCCACACAAAUACCGUGCUACGAGUCUCGUUUCUGACUUCCGGUCAACAAUUAAUAUCAACCGGAUCAGAUGGUCUCGCGAAACUGUGGACAAUUAAAACUAACGAAUGCGUUAACAAUCUCGAUAAUCACACCGAGAAAAUAUGGGCAUUGGCCGUGAGUAAAGACGAGAAGUUUGUGGUGACUGGUGGUGCAGAUUCAGUCGUAAAUUUCUGGCAGGAUUGUACGGUUGAGGAGAUGGAACAGCAAUUGAAAGAAGAGCAAGAAUUUAUACUAAGGGAACAAGAUCUGGCAAAUUACUUGCAAAAAAAAGAUUAUAGGAAUGCCAUAAUAUUAGCAAUGACACUCAAUCAACCAUUCCGAUUAUUAAAUCUAUUUACCGAGGUACUGAAUAGUCGAGCUUCAGAAGACACCAAAAGCAUCACAGGAUCCAUUUCGAUCGACAAUAUAAUUGCAACCCUCACCAUCGAUCAACUAGAAAAACUACUUGGGUUUAUUCGUGACUGGAAUACAAAUGCGCGACAUUCGCGAACAGCUCAGACUAUUCUGAAUGCUGUUCUCACCGCGAUUUCAUCGGAAAAGGUUAUGGAGAUAAAAGGGAUAAAAGAUAUUUUGGAUGGUUUAAUUCCGUACACGGAACGUCAUUUCCAACGUCUCGAUCGCUCUAUCACAGAUUCGUUUAUUAUCGAUUAUACGUUAAACGCAAUGGAUUUGUGGAACCCAUUGGCUGUACCUGCUUUAUUGGAACCGCCAUCACCUUUACCUUCAUUUCAACCACCGCCACAACAAGAAUUAUCAAGUUCAACAUCAGAGAGAAUGAUAGCACAUGAUAUUGAAUUUGACUGGAAUGAGACAGAUGAAGAUGUUGAUCAAAGUUAUUCAGAAAUAAAUGCAAACGAAUCAAGUGAAGAGGAAUCAAGCGAAGAAUCAAGCGAAGAAUCAAGCGAAGAAUCCAACGAAGAAUCAAGUGAAGAAUAA
Ambispora gerdemannii is the source of this 2700-nucleotide messenger RNA. The record is from the annotation of a GenBank genome assembly. NCBI's taxonomy places the organism in Eukaryota, Fungi, Glomeromycota, Glomeromycetes, Archaeosporales, Ambisporaceae.